AUGAGAUGUAACAGCUGUUGGAAAGAAGUUGAAAACUCUGAGCUGUACGUCGUGGUGAAGUGCAAACACGUGUUUUGUGAAGAAUGCGCACAGAAGGCGUGGAUGGGCGGUAACUAUAAAUGCCCCCUUUGUGGGGUUAUGUUGACGGAAGACGAUAUUUCUCGAAAUGAUUUCGGUGACGUCGAAACACUUUCUAAGCCACUUUUUGGCGUACCUCAAACAAAGUUAAAUGAAAUCGUCGAAAUGUUGUCAAGCUUUAACAACAAACAGGUCAAACUCAACGAGUUCAAGAUCCAGCACGACGCAAAAAUGGCUGAGAAAAAAGCAAAUGCGAGAAUCCAACAAAUCAUGGCGAAAGCGUUUGAAUACAGAAAACAACGAGACAGGUUUAAAGAGGAAGCCAAUGAAUAUAAAGUCCAGGCUGAGCGUCUUGAGUUAGAAAAUAAACGAUUGAAAAAUUUGAUUCAAGAAUACGAAGACGAAAAAAAACAAACAAAAGAAAUGGUCUUUCGACUCCAACAAGAAAAUUCUGACAACUCAAAUGCGUUUGGGGCAUCAAAGUUUUUUGAACCCAAGCAAAACAAACUUCCUUUUAUUGAAAAACGUUCUCCAACGGUAAUUCUUCCAAAAGAGUCCGAGUGUGUAAGCGACAAGUUUGCGGUUCUGAAAAAGAAUCGAGAGAGCAACAAAAACGUCGAACCAAUCAAAAAUAUCUUUGCGAUCAAAAAACCGAAGCCGUCGAUUCUGCAGUCUCCAGCUGUGAACCGUCGUGCGCCCAUUUUCACUUCGCCGCUGCGGAGUGUUGUAAUCCCGUUCACCCCGAUCUGA
This is a messenger RNA of Entamoeba invadens IP1, 828 nucleotides long. RefSeq lists its product as hypothetical. Gene Ontology annotation, biological process: protein sumoylation; reciprocal meiotic recombination; homologous chromosome pairing at meiosis. The record is from RefSeq and is a predicted model, not a curated record. Gene Ontology annotation, molecular function: SUMO transferase activity. The transcript is spliced from 5 exons. NCBI's taxonomy places the organism in Eukaryota, Evosea, Mastigamoebida, Endamoebidae. Bases 1 to 828 code for a protein of 275 amino acids. Gene Ontology annotation, cellular component: synaptonemal complex.